GUAAUGGGGUUGCUACUCGGGAGGUGGCACGAUGGGACCGGGAGGGAUGGGACCAGCUGCCCGGCGGUAACAGUGGAUCACGCGAUGAUCCUCACACGGACGGACAAGCGGGAGGACCGCGUCGAAGUGGGAUACAAGCAGCUGGCAGAAGCCGCCGACAUCGCCGAGAAAAUGUCGGCGCAGCUGGGGCAAGAUACACGGGUGGUAGGGUGGUACCACAGCCAUCCCCACAUCACGGUCCUACCGUCCCACGUGGAUGUGCGGACUCAGGGGCAGUAUCAGUCGAUGGACAGGCGAUUCAUAGGGCUGAUAUUUUCCGUCUUCAGCGAGGACAAGCACAGCAAGGUUGGCACAAUCGAGGUGACAGCAUUCCAGGCCAGGGAUACCUCCGAGCCCAUGGAUGUAGACGCGGCGGCAGGAGCGGGGGCCGGCAGAGGAAACCGCGGCGGCGGCGGCGGCGGCGGCGGCGGGGGUGGGUGGGAGCGGACAGAGGUGGCGUUAUCGCUUCAUGGACCUGGGUCCGGGUCAAGCACGACUCCGCUGUCAGACGCGCUGGAGAGAGUCGUCAGGCUCCAGGACACCCUGUUUGGCGAGGAGAGGGCGGGAUACCUUGCUGCUUUGAGGCAGAACGACGCCAUGGUCGGAGAGGAAGAACCCUUCGACGCCGAAUCACCCCAAGACACCAGAACAAGGAGAAGAGGAGGAGGGAUCGACUUGCUCUCAAAGAUUUUCUGCUCGGCGGUGUACUCGAAGAGCCUGGCCGCCCUCUCGGGCGAUUCCGCGGUGCCCCUCGCCCAGACUCUCCGCUCACAGCUCAACAUCCUUCAAAAUCGGGCGGCUGCGUUGGAGCAACACCAAGUCGAGCUGAGAGCUUUGCUGACUCCUGGCGAGCUAGAAGGGGCCCUCGCUAGCGCUAGCGCCAAGCUUAGAGCACCAUGCUCGGCCGGGAUAGGGGCGUUCCAGGCGAAGCACGAGGGCGAGCUCGACAUCCCCAGAGCGGACGCCCUCCGCUUCGCGAGGCAGGGAGGGCCCCUCCGCCGCCAGCGCAUCCUCAUGUCGGCUAACACCGCCGUCAACGUACGGGUUUUCCGCGAGUACGCCACGCAGGCACGGUCGUCGGCCGCCAUCGCCGACCGGGUGGAGAUUAGCGACAGCAGGGAAGCCGGCGGCGCCCUGUGGGUGGCAGAGAUAGCCGGGAAGAGGAAGACGCUGCUCGGGCUGAGAGCGGCGGCGCCUGCGGCGGAUGGCAGCAACAGCAGCAGCAGCAAGAAGCAGGAACGCGGGCUGGUGAUAGAAACCCGCGAGGGCGGGGAGGAGGUUCUGCUCUGCGACGACCAGGAGUCCUUCCGGCUGUGGCUCGGGGUGGCCGCGGCGGUGUUCCCUUCCGGCGCUCCUGCUGCUGCUGCUGCUGCUGCUUCGAGGAUUGGCCACGUAGAGUGA
Molecule: messenger RNA, 1440 nt
Organism: Ectocarpus siliculosus
Lineage: Eukaryota; Phaeophyceae; Ectocarpales; Ectocarpaceae
Source: the annotation of a GenBank genome assembly